Phyllopteryx taeniolatus (common seadragon) is the source of this 4168-nucleotide messenger RNA. It is a transcript of the gene nr2f2, whose product is annotated as nuclear receptor subfamily 2, group F, member 2. The record is from RefSeq and is a predicted model, not a curated record. NCBI's taxonomy places the organism in Eukaryota, Metazoa, Chordata, Actinopteri, Syngnathiformes, Syngnathidae. Gene Ontology annotation, biological process: anatomical structure development; cell differentiation; negative regulation of transcription by RNA polymerase II. Bases 804 to 2072 code for a protein of 422 amino acids. The transcript has 3 exons. Gene Ontology annotation, molecular function: retinoic acid binding; nuclear receptor activity; RNA polymerase II cis-regulatory region sequence-specific DNA binding.
GUGUCAAAGUUCACUAUAUAGAGAAGCUCGGCGAGCUGAUCAGAGAGAAAGCAUUCUGCCAGCCGUGCGCCUCUUAAGCCCAAAACCUCCCCGACCGCCUUUUCAACAUAUUUCCACACUUUGAUUCGCCUUUUUUUUUUUUUUUUUUGGGAAACCACAUUCCAAUCAGAUUUUCAUCGCACGGAAGAGGAAAAAGAAGCCGCGAGGAGGAUUGUAAGAGGCGGAGAUCUCCAUAUUUGCUGGCUCGAGAAGAGGAUUUUCCCUUUUUAGCGGAGAGAAUUCUUGAAGAGUCGCACGCGGAGCUCGUUGGUCCACAUUAUACCGCGGGUCUUCUCCAUCCUCGCCCCCCCUUUCCUACCCUCCUUCCUCCUCCUUCCUCCUCCUCCUCCUCCCUCCUCCUCUUCCUCCCAGCUCCAAAAAGCCAAGCCGGUCCAUGCUGCUUGCUCGCUCUCGUCCCGGCACUCGGCCCACCUUCCCCGACCGCGGGGGUGCUGGAUGGCCGGCAGUAGGAGCCCCCUUGACUCGGCCUCGCUGGUGAGAAGCAGCCUCCUCCUCCUCCUCCUCCUCCUCCUCCUCGUCGUCGUCGUCGUCGUCGUCUUCUUCCUCCGCCUCGUCGUCGUCGAGUCGCCUCAUUCCCGGAGCGGAGCGUCGAGCGCGGCGCCUCGGCUGUGGUGACAUUUACCCCCCCCCCCCCCCAUCCCCGCCCCCCGUCGGCGCGUGGAACGACAGCCCCCUCACAAAGGUCACAAAAGAGACAAAACGGCCGAGCAAAAAGUUUCCCCCCCGUUGACUGAGAGGCAGAUAUGGCAAUGGUAGUGUGGAGAGGCUCCCAGGACGACGUGGCGGACACCCAGGGCGCCCUCUCCUCGCAGACCCAAGGCGGGCUGGCGCUGGGCAACGCGCAGCCGGGCCAGCUGGGUCUGACGGCCGCGCAGGUCGCGCCGCCGGCCCCGCAGACCCCCGCGCAGGGCGGCCCCAACGGCGGGCAGUCGGCGCCCGGCGGCGGCCAGCAGCAGGCGGACAAGCAGCCGCAGCACAUCGAGUGCGUGGUGUGCGGGGACAAGUCGAGCGGCAAGCACUACGGCCAGUUCACCUGCGAGGGCUGCAAGAGCUUCUUCAAGCGCAGCGUGCGGCGGAACCUGACGUACACGUGCCGGGCCAACCGGAACUGCCCCAUCGACCAGCACCACCGCAACCAGUGCCAGUACUGCCGCCUCAAAAAAUGCCUCAAGGUCGGCAUGAGACGGGAAGUCUCUCUUUUUACUGCAGCCGUGCAAAGGGGACGGGUGCCGCCCACGCAGCCGCACCACGGCCAGUUCGCGCUGACCAACGGGGACCCGCUGCACUGCCACUCGUACCUCUCGGGAUAUAUCUCGCUGCUGCUGCGCGCGGAGCCCUACCCGACGUCCCGCUACGGCAGCCAGUGCAUGCAGCCCAACAACAUCAUGGGCAUCGAGAACAUUUGCGAACUGGCGGCGCGCAUGCUCUUCAGCGCCGUGGAGUGGGCCCGGAAUAUCCCCUUCUUCCCGGACCUGCAGAUCACCGACCAGGUGGCCCUGCUGCGGCUGACGUGGAGCGAGCUGUUCGUGCUCAACGCGGCGCAGUGCUCCAUGCCGCUGCACGUGGCCCCGCUGCUGGCGGCGGCCGGCCUGCACGCCUCGCCCAUGUCGGCGGACCGCGUGGUGGCCUUCAUGGACCACAUUCGGAUCUUCCAGGAGCAGGUGGAGAAGCUCAAGGCGCUGCACGUCGACUCGGCCGAGUACAGCUGCCUCAAGGCCAUCGUGCUCUUCACCACAGACGCGUGCGGCCUGUCGGACGUGGCCCACGUCGAAAGCCUGCAGGAGAAGUCCCAGUGCGCCCUGGAGGAGUACGUGCGCAGCCAGUACCCCAACCAGCCCACCCGCUUCGGCAAGCUGCUGCUGCGCCUGCCCUCGCUGCGCACCGUGUCCUCGUCGGUCAUUGAACAGUUGUUUUUCGUCCGCCUGGUAGGUAAGACCCCCAUCGAAACGCUCAUCAGGGACAUGUUGCUGUCGGGGAGCAGCUUUAACUGGCCUUACAUGUCCAUUCAGUAAAGAAGACGCAAGAUGAGGGGAGAGCAUGGUGGUGUGUGUGUGUGUGUGUGUGUGUGUGUGUUGUGAGGGAGGGGCUGCUGGCUGGAGAUGACUAUUCAAUGAUUUUAGCUGCUUCCUUUUUUUUUUUUUUUUUGCUCUGAAGGAAUAUUGGAAGGACAAAAAAAAAAACCUGUGAAUUAUUCCCUCCCUCCUUCCAUCCCCCCCCCAAAAAAGGACACGAAUCCACUGACUGACUGAACUGAAAAGUGUUUUUGUAAUGAAAGCAACAACAAAAAAGAGGAAAAAAAUGGGAUUUUGUUGAGGAAAUUUGAAGUAUUAAGUGCAUUUUUUUUCCCUCAAAAAAAAGGAAAGGAAUUUUGUUUUGAUUCACUUGUGUCCUGUGUCCAAAUGUAUAGCUGUGCGUGUGCGUGUGUGUGUGCGUGUGUGUGUGUGUGUUUUGUACUUUCCUCAUUUAUUAUUUUUUUUCUCUCUCUCUGGUUCCAAACCGGCUUAAUAUGUGACUGCGUCGUACACAGGUGGUUGUGUUAUUUUCCAUUCAUUUGGAAAAUAACGUGUACAAACAAAAGAAACAAAACAAAAAAAAAAAGAGAGGAAUUAAAACCACAGCAAUAGGAGUUGUUCUAGACUUUUGUCAUCUGUAGAAGCUUCAUGCUUGCAAGCGCACUUAUGUUCCCAAUAGUGAUAUUAAUGAGCCACAAAGAAGAUUGUGUAUUAUUUGCCCUUGUUGAACAAUUGGCAGCCUUAAUGUCAUUUAGUUUAUAAUGUUAGAUGAGUUAUGGUUCCCGGGGGGAGGUCAUCCGAGUUUAAAAGCCAAGCCGAUGUGGUGUUUAAUAGCAGUAUUAAAUGACUAAAGAAUCAAACAAACCCUCCCCGUUUCUCAGAAUGAAGUGCCUGACAAGCAUGACGCGAUUUCUCGACAACAACGUGGUGGUGCUGGAGGGGGGAGAGGGCUGGUGGUCAGCCCCCCCCCCCCCCCCCCCUCGAUGUGGGCCCUUAAGAUGAGUGAAUCGGCCGUGCAAGCAUGCCGAUGUGAGGCAGUAUUGUUGUAAAUAUAGGUCAACUUGUUUCUUUUCUACCAGCUCUGCGUGGCCGAGAGCAAAUCUGUGGUUUCCAGUUUUUUUCGCUCGUCUUUCCAACGGAGUCUCGGACUCAGCUCGGCUCAGUAGCACUGACGAGUUCUGUACAUACAUAUUAUUAUUAUUAUUAUUAUUAUUAUUACAACCACAUUUUCUUUUGUUUUGUUCUUUUUUUGUUUUUUUUUUUGUUUUUUUUUUUUAGGGGGGGGGGGGUUUCAUGUAUAUUUAGACUGUGAAUGCAUGGCCACAGGUCGCUAACCUAUUUUACCCUAUUUGCUAUAUAAAUGUAAAUGUUCUUUCUUUUUAUUAAGGGGUUGGGGGGAAUUGAGGGAGGGAGGGGGGGGGGGGCUGUAUAGAUAUAAUCUGUGCGUUCACUACACACGAGCCCUUGUAUUUAAUGACACACGCACACAUACACGCACACACUUUAAGAAGACAUAAAGUGAAAGUUCAUCAUCACAUGAGGACUUGAAAACAGGGUGAGCAGGUUUUUAGGGGGUGCUUUGACGUGCGUGUGUGCGUGUGCGUGUGCGCGAGAGAGAGUUUAUCCAACCAUUAAGAGGUCACAAUUACACUAAACAAAAAAAAAAAAAAAAACGGGAUCUCUCUCACACACACACAGACACACACACACACACACACACACACACACACGUGGACCAGAGAAUGAUACAUGAUUGUAAUUAUGAACCCACUUUUUUAUAUAAAUAUAUUGAAAAAAAUAUAUGACUGCAGGGUAUUGAUAACGGAUAGAUACUUUUUUUUUUUUUAAAUGAUGAUCAUGAUCAUGAUCAUGAUGAAUUUCAUUACAAGUGAUACCUGUGUGUGUGCGUGUGUGUGCGCGCGCGCACGCGUGUGUGUGUGCGUGAGCGUGAGUGUGCGUGAAAGUUUCUAAUAGUUGAACACGAGUCUCGUUCGUUUGUUUGUUUGUUUGUUUGUUUGUUUUGUGUUAGCUUAUUGUACAACGAGCAUUCUGCUGUAAAUUUGUUCUUGGUAUUAAAUUAUAAUUUAUGAAUUUGA